AUGACGAAAUCCGCCAAAGGGUUAGCUCGUCUCCGGCGAAAAUGCGGAAAAAAUCGAUCCUUUUCUGGCGACGGAAGGAAGAGGAUUGUGGGCAAAUCUCCGACCAAGAGGCCGGAGCAAUUCCCGGUUCGGAGGAAUAUCGGGUCGGCGAGGCUAACUCCAAGCAGAGACCAACUAGUUCGGAGUCAAACAAUGGGCAACAGAGGAAUGAGGAACGAGCCUCGCGGGCGGAACGCCGUCGAGAAUUCCUGCCGGAGAUCCAGGUCGCCUGCCAUGCGCACGGACACGGAGCCACUAGAUCCGUCAUGGGUCGGAGCCCAUCGAAGAGAAGACCAAACCAGUCCCCUGUCCGUACCCGAGCCGCCACACCAGAGCGUGUCAGCCGGAGGAAAGAAUCCUGGAACGGAAGGCAAAUGGCCGUCAGCGGCGGCGAACGAAUCAUUGGAGAACCCUCUUGUGUCACUGGAAUGCUUCAUAUUUCUCUAA
Prosopis cineraria is the source of this 486-nucleotide messenger RNA. RefSeq lists its product as uncharacterized. NCBI's taxonomy places the organism in Eukaryota, Viridiplantae, Streptophyta, Magnoliopsida, Fabales, Fabaceae. The record is from RefSeq and is a predicted model, not a curated record. The coding region runs from base 1 to 486 and encodes 161 amino acids. The transcript has a single exon.